Molecule: messenger RNA, 4240 nt
Organism: Protopterus annectens (West African lungfish)
Lineage: Eukaryota; Metazoa; Chordata; Ceratodontiformes; Protopteridae
Gene: AAGAB
Product: alpha and gamma adaptin binding protein
Source: RefSeq, a predicted model, not a curated record
UUACAUUCCCGGGGUGAAAGGUUAGGAGGAGCAACUGAGAAUUGAAAACUGUAUUAUGGCUUGUGUACCUUGCGCGCUUAUUACUAGUUGCGAUUCUUCUUUUGUUGAAGAAGAAAUUGUAAGACAAAUCAUUGGAAAAGAUGAUCUUCCGGUAUCUGUCCCAACAAAGGAUGCAGUGCGGUCAUACCCCUGGACUAUAGAUAACAAAUACUACGUUGCCACCAUUAAUCUGUAUGUUGUUCCAAAAACCGUGCUAGUUACAUCUGAGAUUGCAGAAGCUGUUCAGGCAUUUAUUGUCUACUUUGACAGCACAUCAAAAUGUGGUCUAGACCGUGUGUCACCAUGGCUUCCAUUAACAGAAGAAUGGAGUCCUGAGGUUCUGAUUCUGGUCUGCAGCAGAGUUUCAGAAAAUGGCGUACCACGACAGAAAGCUCAGGAAUGGUGUAUUGCACAUGGCUUUGAACUGGUGGAACUUGACCCAGAAGAUGUGCCUGACGAAGACGACCGAAACCAGGGUUUUGGCCUUCUCACCAGUUUAGUUGGAGUACAUCACAACACUGGAAGAGAUGACAACCAAGAAGCCGAAUGUAAAUCAGGGGAAGCAAAAGAGGAUCAUUUGCUUGAUGACCAGGGAGGUGGAGCUGCCAAGAGUGACCUUCAGGUUGAUAGUGUUACAGAUUCAAUGUUAGACUUAGAUAUACAGGAACUAGCUAGUCUUACUACUGGAGAAGGAGACUUUGAGAAUUUUGAACGUCUUUUUUCAAAGUUAAAGGAAAUGAAAGACAAAGCAUCAACUCUUCCUCAUCAGCAAAGGAAACUACAUGCAGAAAAGGUUGCAAAGGCAUUCUGGAUGGCAAUUGGUGGAGACCAAGAGGAAAUUGAAGGCUUGACAUCUGAUGAUGAAAAUUAACUUACUUCUGUAUAACUAUAAAAGUGUGCAGGAUAUGUUGUAAGUUUUCACAGAAGUUACAAAUUUGUUUUUUCUUAGUGGAUGAAGCAUGACAAGGACACAGUGGCAAUAUUUGUAAUCCAGCUAUGGAUAUAAUAUUAAUCCCUUCCAAAAAAACAACAUAAACAACCAAUCUUUCAUCAUUUACAACCUAGAAGAAAAUGGACAUUAUUGUGAGCUACUGCUGUUAAUGUUGCUGUCAGAAUGGCUCACAUUUUUAAAAGUGUUGCUGCUUUUGUCUACUGCUGUGUUAUUGCCACUGAUAAGUGAUUUACUUCCUUGUUCAGAAAGAUGUUAUGCAAGGAUGAAACUAGUAUGGAAAAUGUUGCGUUUAAUGCAGUUUUCCCUGAUGAUUGUGUAUUGGGUAGUAGGAAUAUGGAGGAGGAGAAAAAUUGCUCCUACAUAUCUUAUUGAAGACAGUAUAUCAGUAUAUUCUGUAUAUAAAAAGAUUUGUGUACUUCUGAGAUGCACCAAAUUCGGUAAGGUGUUUUGAAAAAAUUAAGUACCUUGUGAUUUGUAACGGUUGCUAUGUUUUUCAGUUGGAAUCAGCAGGACCUUGUUAUAUGAGGUUCUCCAAAAAGAGAAGCUCGUCUUUGUUCUGCUACUGAAGGUAUUUUAUAUUAAAGGGUGUUCUUUUUUCCUUAGGAUGUAGCUACAUUGAUUACUCUUCAAAUGGGUAGCCAAGCGGUAAAUGAGACCUCUGUUCCUUUUGUAAAUCCUGGAGUGAGCACUGCAACCACUAGAAUAAUUUUUUUCCUAGCUUUUUUCUACAGACUUUAGCACAAAGGGUAGCUUUGCAGCAGCUGUGAUUGUAUUGAAGAUUGGUCUUGUAAACCCCCGAAGUCUGGCAAAAUAAUUCAUUACUCAUCUGUUUUCUGAAACCAUAGUCUUCUGCUUAUUGAAGUUUGCUUUCUUAAACAUUAUCCCAGUGUCAUAAAUAUUGUAUGCAAAUGACAUUGGCAUUCUCUGUUGUUCAAACUCUUAUCUAAACUGCAGUAAUGCUUAUAAAACAACUUUAGUGAUGCAAGGGAUUGGUUAUUCAAGAUGGAUCUAGUGAUCAGCUGUGCCAAAGCAACCACAAAAAUCACCACUGAGCUUUUCACAUCUGUGUGGAAGACCCCACCCAACCGAACAUCGGUGAUACCUAGAUCUCUUAUUUGAUCAGAGCCUUAUAUUCACCACACAUACCAACUGCAUAACUCUGCAAGUUCUAGAACAACUGAAAGUGGUUUAAGUAUUCUAACCUGCUGAACUGGGAAACAACAAGGUCCAAAGCAAUCUAAGUGUUACACUUAAUCAACUACUUAACAGCUCACUUAACUCGGUACAGAACACACACACAGGUAGCAUUUAACAAGAUGUGUUGAUCAACAACGGUAGCAAGCCAUAGUGAGCAUCACUGCCCCUCACUGUGAAGAGCAGAGUGGUUGCCAGUAACUGUAAUGGCAACAUUUUUCUUGACUUGAUCAGCAUUUAAGAUAUAACACUUUUCUUUCUGUCUUCCACUAAUUUCAUAGGCAGACUUUAGGUGUACAGUCCAGGAGACCAUUAAGGAGCUUAGCCCAAAUUCCUAAUUUCCCCAAAGUUCUGUAUGGUUAAAUGACUUGCUCAAAGUUUGACAGGUGGCAAAGGAAGGCUGAGGGACUCAAACUCUAUGUUACUGGAAGUAGUGUAUUAAUAGCUCACCACUUAUAACCUUAGUCCUCUGUGUUAACUGAUAGAGUAGCAUAAACUCGUGCAGAGAGAUGCAGUUUAUUCACUUCCCUCAAGCAUGGAUGACACCAUCACUUUGGUAAUAAUUCCAUUCAACAGAAAUUUAGGUGACAGAGCUUUCUCUUACUCUGUUUUAGCAUCAUGGAGCUCUCUGCUAUAAGAAAUCAGACAAAUUAAUGAUUUUGAGCAUUUCAUGGAGAAAUUUCUAUAAUACCUAAUUAAUGAAUGUAAAUGUAUGCGUUUUGAUACAAGAUAACAAAAACCCAGAGCAGCAUUCACACAAAUUACUAAAUUAUGCACACGGAACCGAAGCCAGAGAUUCCACCACCAAAAGUUUUAUUUGCUGAGCAUUUUCAUCAUGAAGUCCUCUUUUAUGUGGAUGAAAGCGCUCAAGAAAUAAAACUUUUGGUGGCAGAUUCUCUGGCUUCGGUUCUGUGUGUGUUCUCAAGUUCAUUUCUGUUUUUUGUGGUUCAGAGUGAAAUUACUAAAUGACUAUCACUGCUGCACAGAUGUUUAUUUACUCAGAUGUUUAUAGUGAACAUGUUAAUUUCAUUCUGUUCUUCUUUUACUAAUUUUGUGUAUUAUAUGUAAUGUACAAGACUUUCACUAUUUUAAAUCUAUUAUAAUUUAUAAUCUACAAGGUUUGCAGUGUGCUAAACCUAUUAUUUUCAUUUCUCCGUUUCCAUUGUACAUUCAGUAUAUGUGUUUAUAUAUGCUGAUUUGCCUAACAGACCCAGGUUGUGGCUGAACAUUGUCUGUACACCAGUCCACUGUUGAAGGAACAUGAAUAUGAAGCUUAAAAAAAACUGGAAAAUUGAAGAUGUUAGGGCAGUAGACCAAAAUUUGCUGAACACUUGAAGAUAUCAAUUUGAUUCUUUCUGGAAGUAAACCAGAGUUACUCAAUGUUUGAUCCAUUGCAGAACACUUCAAGCUACAGUGUGGCAGUGGACAGACAAAAGCAACAGCAACCUCCUUACCAGCUGGAUGUGUAUAUGUAUUCCUUUUCCAUGUUGUAUGUACAUUGUUGCACAUCUGACAACUUAUGAAUGAGGGAGGAGGAUAAACAUAGUGUGUCCUGGUAACUUAUGGUGACAGUAACUUGAAGCCUUCAAGCUCCACCUUAUUUUGUCUUUCAGUACUGUAAUGGAAGAAAGAAGUAUGGCUGGUAAUAUAUUAGAAAGAGGCACAUAGAGGAGAUCAGCACAUUUGUAAGCUGAAUAUAAUUUUUAAUUCUGACUUGACAAAUUGUAUAAAUCUGGAAUACUAGCACUGCUAGCACUUACCAUAAUAUGUAUGCAUUAGACUGGAAACUGGCAUUUUUUAUUUUGUUUUUUAGAUUACUGUUGCAUUUAACCAUUCCCUCUGUGUUAGGGAAUGUUAUGAAGAACAAAUAUCUUAAUAGCAUGGUAUUCAUGUUCCACUACUGAGUUGUGUGAGUAUGAACCACAGGAGAUACUUUGCUGAGUUUCUACAGGACAGAUCUUUCUGUAGAACUUCUGACAUUUGAUUUCAUGAUUCCUAUUUGUAAGUUGAAAUUAUUUUUUUGUAAUGCAGUCAAAUUAAAUAUUUUAUCUGUCA